AUGAAGCUCAACAUUGCCAACCCCACGACGGGGUGCCAGAAGAAGGUCGAAAUCGAUGACGAUCUCAAGCUGCGUGCGUUCUUCGACAAGAGAAUCUCUCAGGAGGUCAGCGGCGACUCCCUCGGCGAUGAGUUCAAGGGGUACGUCUUCAAGAUCAAGGGAGGGUGCGACAAGGACGGUUUCCCCAUGAAGCAAGGUGUUCUCACACCUGGCCGCGUCCAGAUUCUCAUGCACAGGGGCGUGCCCUGCUUCCGCGGCUACGGCCGGCGCAACGGGGAGCGGCGCAGAAAGUCGGUGCGCGGGUGCAUCGUCAGCCAGGACCUGUCCGUGCUGAACCUGGUCAUCGUCAAGCAGGGCGACAACCACCUGCCUGGUCUGACCGAUGCUGAGAAGCCUCGCCUUCGUGGUCCCAAGAGGGCGUCCAAGAUCCGAAAGCUGUUCGCGCUGAGCAAGGAGGACGAUGUGACCAAGUAUGUCAACACCUACCGCCGCAAGUGGACCACCGCCAAGGGCAAGAAGAAGAGCAAGGGCCCCAACAUUCAGCGGCUGGUGACCCCCCUGAAGCUGCAGCGCAAGCGCGCACGCCUGGCAGAGAAGAAGCAGCGCGUCGCCAAGGCUAAGUCCGCUGCUGCCGACUACCAGAAGCUGCUUGCAUUGCGCAUCAAGGAGCAGAGGGAGAGGCGGUCGGAAUCUCUUGCGAAGAAGAGGGCUUCCCGGGCAUCGCAGGCCAAGCCGGCUGCUGCCCCUGCUGCCAAGGAUGACAUUUUCGUCUUCCAGUUUUGCCGGUUCGCGUGCGUCGCGAUGGACCUGUCAUGGCAGAAGCUCUUAAUCUUCUCCGCUGUCGCGCGACUACUCAUGAUAGUCUUCGGCGAGUGGGAGGACGCGAAUUUAGAGGUCAAAUACACGGAUGUAGACUAUUUGGUAUUCACCGACGCGGCUCGGUUGGUUACCCUAGGUCGUUCGCCGUAUGAGCGUUACACGUACCGCUAUUCGCCGCUGCUCGCGUGGAUCCUCGUGCCGAAUGUACUGGUUCACCGGCUUUGGGGAAAGCUGCUGUUUUCUGCAGCGGAUCUCCUGGUGGGCCAUCAAAUUCGAUCACUCCUGCUCCUACGUGGCAUUUCCGACCGCGUGGCAGUCCUGUGUGCUGCCACGUGGCUUUUCAACCCCUUCACAGUCACCAUUGCAACACGUGGCAAUUGUGACGCCCUUGCUGCUGCUCUCAUCCUGCAAGUGCUCCUGGGACUGCUGCAGGGCCAUAUUUUAUCUGCUGCUUUUUGGUUCGGCAUCGUGGUGCAUUUCCGAGUCUACCCGAUAAUCUACGCUCUUCCCUUCGUUCUGUACCUCUUCCACGCGUAUCCGCUCCGAAGCAGCCCACAACAUGAUGAUCCCAGUGACAGCAGCAGUGCUUCAGCUACGAAGCGACCUACAAACCGCAGUAGUUCCAAGAGUGCCAGCUCACCACCCAAUACUGCCAUCCCUGCUACAGCUGCUGCUUCAGUCACAUCUAAGUCAGGACAAAAACCAGCUACCGUCACUGAUACAGCCAGCUUCAAGUUAGAACACAAAACAGUUACCGCUGCUGCUACAGCCAGCUCACUGUCUCGGCUUGUCAAGGGCCUUCGAUUGCUGGUAGUGUUUGGUGUGGUGUCGGGCGGAACUUUCAUCCUCGUUACAGCGCUGUGCUGGAGACUGUACGGGGAUCAGUUCCUUAAUGAGUCGCUGCUGUACCAUGCGUCCCGAUCUGAUCAUCGCCACAACUUCUCAACUCACUUCUAUGCAAUAUACCUGAUGACCAAUCAGGGAGCGCCAUCUGUCUCAGACCGGAUUCUCUCCUUCCUGCCACAGCUGCUGCUGCAGCUCACCUUCUCCCUCAAGUUCUACCGCGACCUCCCCUUCUGCCUCUUCGCACAGACAUUUGCCUUCGUGGCCUUCAAUAAGGUGAUAACCUCACAGUACUUUGUCUGGUUCCUCUUCCUCCUCCCCCUCAUCCUUCCCUUCACCUCGCUCCGCCUCCAAAGCUACGGCGGUUUUUGUCUUCUUCUUUGGCUUGCCGGCCAAUCAUACUGGCUCUGGCAUUCCGAAUCGGCAUCCAACCAGCGCGAUUUGCGCCAGCAGCGAUGCUGCGUGCCGCGGCCGCCGCAGCUCCCGCGCGCCGCUGGUCAGCGCGGCCUGCUUUUCUCCGCGGCGCUCGCGCUUGCGCUCGUGGCAGCGUGCCACGUGGACUCAGCGGAAGCAUCCGCCUUUAGAGCGACGGACGCGUUCAAGCCGCCAUGCGGGCUCAUGACGAAACCCGGAGCAGGCGGAUGGAAGCGGUGGAGCGAUUGGCGCACGUGGGGCGGCCCGAUGCGCUUCUUGGGCGUGCCGGGGCGCGGGCUGCGGAAAUGGCAGGACGUCACGAUCCCGUGCGGCGUCUCGAUUCUGCUCGACGUACCCGAUAUAAGCGUGAAGACGCUCACCGUUAAGGGCUGGCUAAAGGUUCUUGACUCGCCAUCGCUCCCCAGCAUCAACGUCAACGCGCAUUUCAUAGUCGUAAUGGGACGCCUCACGGCGGGCGAGCCGAGCCGCCAUUUCUCGAGCCGCCUCACCUUCACCCUCUUCCCCGGGAGCCGCAAGCCGUAUAUGCUGUCGAAACUCUCGCCGGCGGACGCGGCGAACCCUCGCGAUUUGGGCCACAAGGCGUUUAUUGUGGUGGGCGGCCAGGUGCAGUUCCAUGGCAUGCCGGGCGGCAGCGACACGCCCUCGUGGGUGCGCCUUAGUGAGACGGCCAAUGCCGGCCAGCGCUUCGUUCUCGUGGACGGUGACGUCAGCAACUGGAGGGCAGGGAUGACGGUGGCUCUGGCCUCCACCAGUAACGACCUGAACGAGGCGGAGCACCAUUUGAUCGCCUCAGUUGCCGCUGACAUCAGCAGUCCUGGCGUUUUCCGCAUCAACCUGCAGACCCCCCUGAAGCACACCCACCAGGGGGAGGCGUUACCUGACGGGGGCACGGGCACCGUAGGAAUCUUCGGGGAAGUUGCGCUGCUGGACCGCCACGUCAGCAUCCAGGGGACGAAUGAGGAGGCGCCACAUCAGCUCGACGGGGGCCACUUCAUCAUCUACAUGACCCCGACAAAACAGACCCUGGAGGGUGUGCAGUUUAAAGGCCUCGGAAAUCAGGGGACACUGGGGAAAUACCCCGUGCACUUCCAUAUCUGCGGGCAGAACGGGCAGGACCACGUGGUUCGGAAAAACGCCAUCGUAUUCACCAGACAGCGGUGCAUGGUGAUCCAUGCGACGGGCAGCAUGACGAUUGAGGACAAUGUAGCUUACGAAACGAAAGGCCACUGCUACCUGCUGGAGGAGGGGAGUGAGCUCAACAACAAUUUCAAGCGCAACCUUGGAAUCAACGCCAGAAAAGGAUACGAAUAUGAUUUUGAGCAGUCUAGCCACUCUCCGCUUGCCCCGCCUUCCUCUUCCCCCACCCCUCCUCUUUAUUACGCUCUCUCUCCACUAGCAGCAGCAAGCUCGACAAGCAAACGGACCGACAGAGAAAGGGGCCGACAGCCUCUUGGAAAAAGUAAUCCCCCUGCCAGCAGCAGCAAGCUGGACAAGCAGACGGACAAACAGCCCACCACGUUCUGGCUGGGCACUCCCCACAGCAACUUCAUUGAUAACGUGGCUGCUGGCUCGGAGGAUUCAGGAUUUUGGCUAGAGGCCACCCCAUACAUGAGGGGUGUAUCCCGCCUGCUGCCUGAAAUCGGAGCCAUCAACCCCCUCACCUACACCUGGGGGGAAUACACGGGGAACGUCGCCCACAGCAACGUGUUUGGGUUUCGCACGUACCCGCACGGCUCGUACGCUCGCUACCCGGUUUAUAGUGAAGAGCCGGCUCCCUUGAAAGACUUUUUGGUCUACCGCAACAGAGUGGGAAUGUUUUUCUUCAACAGCGAGCGCAUCGUGGUCGAGAAUGGAAUCUUCCUGGAAAACGCCGUUGGCAUUGACCUGAGCCGCAACGUCAAGCUCUCAGCCUCCGGCUGCAAGUUCAUCGCACAAGCCGCCGCUGCUGCCGGUGCUGCUGGUGCUGCUUCUGCUGCUGCUACUGCUGCUUCUGCUUCUGCCGCUGCUUCUGCUUCUGCGGCUGCUUCUGCUGCUGCCGUUCAGUACAUGGGAACCAGCAGCUCCAGCAAUGGUAUCAGAACUCUCGGCAGCAGCAGCAGCGCUGCUUCCGGAGCGGAUUUUGAAGGGGACUUGGCUUUGCUGAAAGGCCCCACCACCCUCACCCAACCCGACAGCCUCUCCCUUGCUCUCGGCCCACUAGACGAGGUCUAUGGUGCUGGAGUGGAUUUCACCCGGCCAGAGGAGGAGCUAUUUAAAGAGCUCAAGAGCAAGCCGGGCGCACUGGCUCGAGUGAAGCAGCAGCAGAGGGCGGGACCAAUGCAGCGGGUGAUUGGGGACGGCAAGACGGGCAGCUUUGAGUCGCCUGUGGGGAUUGUUGUCAGCCAGUGCAACCCCUCGGACCCCCCUGGACCCAACUCCAUCCAGGACACCUUCUUCUCAGGCUACGGGGCCACGGACGACGCCAGCUUUGCUGUGCUGCUCACAGCCAACCAUGCGGGCGGAUAUUGGAACAGUGCUUUCUUUGUCAAGGGCCUAACCUUUGGUUCUGGAACCAAUAAGUUCUGGGCCACUCCCAACCCUCCCGCCGGCACCCCUCCCAGGGGGGGUCUGGUGGCGCGCUUCUACGCCAUCCGGGAUCUCGACGGAUCUCUCAUCGGCCAAUCAGGCUACGCCGUUGCCAACUACGAUCCGAUCCUGCCGCCCGCCGCCGUCCGGGCGGCAAAGUGCUCGUUGGACAGUGCGCAGAACGUGUAUGCGUGCACGGAUGUGUGCUACCGAGCGGUGGGGAUCGGGUACCAGGAGUGGGGCGUGCGACCCAAUGGCAUGGCUGGGCUGCCAGCUUACGUGCUCCGACCGUACAGUUAUGUGGUGGUGACGAGGGUAGACGAUGGCGCGCAGUUCACGGACUACGGCACGGAUAACGACAACCCUAACAACGGCCCGGCUCUACCAACCAAGAGAGUCCGUCGCUACCUCACUGCCUCGCUGCUCGCGGGAUACACCUACCGCCUGCGCAUCGUGCCCGCGCCCACCAACCCGCUGUUCUACCCCGAGGGGGUGUUUGUGCGAUCGUACGACCAGGAGGGGUGUGCGGGGACAGUCACUAUCGUGCUUGAGCCCAAGGACGCGAGCACCCAAUGGGUCACGAGCAUCCCCACCUUACCCUGCUCCAAUCAGAACAGCAGCCUGGCCUACCAGCAGUACCAAUGCAUCAACAGGGAGGCCAAGCUAGCGAUUCACAUAGGGGAGAACAGCCAUGGCAAUCAUGCCAUUGUCAAUGCCACCACUGUUGCCAGCCAGGCGUGCACAGAAGACACGUGA
Molecule: messenger RNA, 5418 nt
Organism: Closterium sp. Yama58-4
Lineage: Eukaryota; Viridiplantae; Streptophyta; Zygnematophyceae; Desmidiales; Closteriaceae
Source: the annotation of a GenBank genome assembly